AUGACGAUGGUCAUUGAAAACCAGAACCGCCAGUACGGCGGCGGAAUGGGGUUUGACAGUGUCUACCAACAUGGCGUCCCGCAUCACGGUCAACCACCACAAUUCACAGACCCUUGGGCUGCCGCCCAUUCUUCGUCUCACUCGACGCCCCCUGUUUACCCGGCUCCCGUGGGCAUCAAACAGGACGAAAACAGCCGCCCGUCUCACAUCUCUCUGCCAUAUUCCGUGCCUGUUUCUGCUCCUUCCAUGGUCGCCGGCAGCAACUACUCGUCCGCCACAUCAUCCACCAGCUAUCCCGCUCCUGACAUGAUGGGCCUUGCCCAUGACAUUCCCCGGACCACUUUUGAACAGACUCCUGCGUACACCACUGCCCCUUCGAUUAGCAGCUUUGCGCCUGCCAGCUAUGCACCGAUCAGCUACGCAUCCCCUGUCCACCAGGACAACCGUAGGAUGUCUCAUGCUGAGGCUUCUCGUGUUGCCCCAGCACAACCUGGAGCUGGCCCAACAUUCGGUGAUGCGCUUGAUGCUAGCCGUGGAAUGGUGGCGCUCAGUCAGGACAUGACACCCCGAAACAUUUAUGGGCCUCGAGGCUCGCGAGGUUCAGGAGAUUCGUAUGGAUUUCCCCUGGCACACUCCGCUGGUUCGUCUAUCUCAUCCGCCAACUCCUACCCAUACUACAGCGCAUCCGUGGGUUCUGUAGAGUCAUCAGUCACCGACUACAGCUCAACAACUUCAGAGUCUUACGAGAAUGGCCAUUUGUCGCGCACACUCCCACGACCGUCCACUCUUCUGACUGGCAGUGCUCCCCCAGGCCCGCAGUCCAUGAUGAGCCAGUUUAGCUCAAAGAUGCCGUCCAACACCCAGAAGAAGCACAAGUGCAAGGUGUGUGACAAGCGGUUUACCCGACCAUCGUCUCUACAGACCCAUAUGUACAGUCACACUGGCGAGAAGCCAUUUGCAUGUGACGUGGAGGGCUGUGGUCGACACUUUUCCGUUGUCUCGAACCUGCGCCGCCACAAGAAGGUCCACAAGGGUGGAAAAGAGGGUGGUUCUGGCGAUGACGAAGAGUAA
This is a messenger RNA of Aspergillus puulaauensis, 1071 nucleotides long. RefSeq lists its product as uncharacterized. Gene Ontology annotation, molecular function: DNA-binding transcription factor activity, RNA polymerase II-specific; RNA polymerase II cis-regulatory region sequence-specific DNA binding. Gene Ontology annotation, cellular component: nucleus. The transcript has 3 exons. Bases 1 to 1071 code for a protein of 356 amino acids. The record is from RefSeq and is a predicted model, not a curated record. NCBI's taxonomy places the organism in Eukaryota, Fungi, Ascomycota, Eurotiomycetes, Eurotiales, Aspergillaceae. Gene Ontology annotation, biological process: regulation of transcription by RNA polymerase II.